CCUCCUCCCAGCUGCGCUCGCCGCUGUCCCGUCUGUCUCCCCCGGUGUCUGCCCCGCUGCUCCGCUCCUCUCCCGCCCCGGACCCGAAGCCUCCUCGUUCACCACCCCCCGGCUCCCCGAACCCUCUCCUCCCCCCUUCCCGGUGCAUGCACCAGCGCCGCGACCAUGACGGGCAUCGCCGCCGCUUCUUUCUUCUCCAACUCCUGCAGGUUCGGGGGCUGCGGUCUCCAGUUCGAGUCUCUCGCCGAGCUCAUCGUCCACAUCGAGGAUAAUCACAUCGACACAGAUCCAAGAGUUCUGGAGAAGCAAGAGCAACAGCAGCCCACUUAUCUGGCCCUCAGCUACAUAAACAGGUACAACACACAUUCACACAAUGCAGCGCAGAGACAGAUAACAGUAGAGACACGGAGAAAGAAAAAGAGAAAUGUGAAUGGUAUCAAGUACCACGCCAAGAACGGCCAUCGCACGCAGAUCCGCGUGAGGAAACCCUUCAAGUGUCGCUGCGGCAAGAGCUACAAGACGUCACAGGGCCUGAGACACCACACCAUUAACUUCCACCCGCCUGUCUCCACCGAGAUCCUGCGCAAGAUUCAGGGCUAGAGCCGCUGACUCAACUACCCCAAACAUAGCCCUGUUCUAUCCUGACUCUCCUUACCCCAACCCUUUUACACCCAUCCCACACACUAAAGGAUCAAGUGCAUGCUUUAAGUUGUUCUUCUAUUCUUUUCUUAAACUUUUUGUUUGUUUGUUACACUAUUUUUUUCUAUCCAUGGUAUAUCACUUGUAUUUUUGAAAACAAAAAUGUAUCUUUGUAGUAUUUUUAUCGUUGUACAUUUGCACAUUCGUAUAUGCUAUCACGUUAUUCGUUUCUAUUGUUUGACUCACAUAAGGUGCUAACUGUAAAAAACAACAGAAAGAAAAGACAAAAAACAAACGAAAGAAGCAAGGGAGUUUAAAGGAGUCGCGAAACAGGAAGUGCAACCAAGCCCUGCCCCCUUUUGUUUUCCUGCUCGUUAGUGCGUGCGUGGGAGGGAGUUGAUUUUGGCACCGACCUCAGCUCAGGAGUCCAACACUCCCUGGCUGUGAGAAUUUGCUGAGCUUAGGUCUGCGCUCUCACUUGAACUUCACAGGGUUUUAAGUACCAGAGUGCAGUUAUACUUAAAAUAGAUAUAUUGAUAUAUAAACAAUAGCCAGAUAUGUACAUAAAAUAUAUAAAGGUAUUCAUGAGCAUAUACAUAGUUACACUUUAUUUUCAAGCUUUAUUUUAUAUAUUUCUGUCUGUUAGAUAGUGUUUUUUUCUACGUAAGCGUUCCUUUCAUUUCUUACUUGCUGAGUUCUGUCACAUCAGAGGAAAAGGCCACACAGCUGGCUGAUAAGUCGAGUUUUACGAGCGUAUAUAUCUACAUUUUUCAGCGUGACACUCUGAAUGCGAUAUUUUGCUGUUGAUCAGGAAGAGAACGUAUUCGAACCAGGGCCAGGGGCCAAAUAUUCCAAACCUUUAAACAUUUCACCUCCCCAACAGAAAGCCAUCCAUGUGUAUUUCAUAUCUUCAGUGUUUUCCUCACUCAGAGUGCCAGAGCCGAGACAGCAGGUUAAGCAUCAUACUGUAUGUAUUCCACUUUUGUCGUUGUCUCCUCUUUUUUUUUUUCUCCCCACAAGCGUUGCCAACAGCUCUCCACUGCCAAACAUUGACCAUACCAUGUGCCUGAAGAGGGGUGGGAGGGUAAGGGGUAGGGGGCAGGAAGGAUCUUAAAGUUUGAACCAGGAGGUCGCCGAAGCGCGGCGAUGGGUUUCCUUCCGUCGCGCCUCCAUGCAGAUGAUGGGAUGUACAUCGACGGAAUGUCUUAACGCAUGCUUUCUGUGUCGAAACGCAGAGACACUAUGUGUGAGAGAGGGUGGAUUUGUAUCUAAUGACCACCUACAACCUGUCAUUUGCAUGUGUGUGUGUGUGUGUUGUAGACAAUGGCAUUCCAGUUCAUUGUAUGAGUGCUUUGAGUUUGUGUUUUCAGAAGUCAUCAGCCUAUUGAGUAUUACUGUAAUCAGUGUGUUUCAGUGCCAGGCUGCUAGGUUGGACUCCUGUGGAGCAGGAUGGUUGUGUAGCCGGCUGCCUGCGUGCUGUUGCCUCAUGUCGUGUUGUUGCCCUGACGGGGAUUUCAUCAUUCAUUGCCUCUAGAAAAACAAGAGUGGUGCGGAGCCGCGUGCCAAGACACAUUCAUCUAUGACAUCAUUUCCCUCAUCAUGCACAAAAGUUUUGAGCCGAAAGCUCAAAAGGUUUUUCUCUUUCAUUCGAUGGGGUAAAGUGACCUCUGCCAUGCACACAUCCUCCUGUCCUCUGAACUGCUGUUGCCAUGGAAACCACUUGGUUAGCAUGUCAAUGAGACCUUUUUUGAACGCUUGUUUUUACACAAGGCAGAUAUCAGAAAAUGACGAUAAGAAAACAGUUGUCCCAUCAAUGAUCUGUUAUAGUAACCAUCAUGUACCUGCGCUGACAGGGCUUUUUAAGUGUAGAUUCUUACCAAACAAGCACAAACGUUGCCUGAAAGACAUGCACGUCUACUCUGCAGCACCAGUAAGCGGACCAAGAUCUGUAAAAACCUCAGUAUCAGUUUCAAAGUACAUCUCUGGACGCACUACCCUGAAAGUAACCCUGAGAUAAUGGUUUGCGUGCGAUAGAGAUGCUUCAUUCCUGCCUGUCCGCAAAGGGGGGGGGGGGCAUCUGUGGCCAAGAUGGAUGGCUACUUGUAAAAAAAAAAAAAAACAUUCCGUCUUCACGGACUCCGCCAUCACCAUGGCAACAGUUUGAUCUUCAAUUGCAGUAUUACACAUGUGGGAAAGGAGGAGCGGAGGCUGUGUGCAGAAGGAGGGGAUGAGGGAGGGAUUUCAAUAUACUGUGUAAAGUGAAUGUAAUGUAAUGUGUGUCUGUCGUCAAGUGCUUUUAAAUUAUAUUUUCGUAUGUAACGUGGAGACUGAUGUUUCCUUUUUGUACGGGGGGACGACAGGUCGUGACAUGAGUGACUUGUAAAUGAUGUCAAACUGUCUUUCUAUAUAAAAGAGAAGCUGCUUAAAUGUAAACAGAAAAUGAAUGAAAACAAAAAAAUCCAGCAAAAUAAAGUGAAAAUCUCUGUCAA
Molecule: messenger RNA, 3128 nt
Organism: Paralichthys olivaceus (Japanese flounder)
Lineage: Eukaryota; Metazoa; Chordata; Actinopteri; Pleuronectiformes; Paralichthyidae
Source: RefSeq, a predicted model, not a curated record